Molecule: messenger RNA, 1933 nt
Organism: Durusdinium trenchii
Lineage: Eukaryota; Dinophyceae; Suessiales; Symbiodiniaceae
Source: the annotation of a GenBank genome assembly
GUUUGGCCACAAGAACAUCUAUUUCGUUUUCCAUGGCGGAUGAGUCAUCUUCGCUUGGGGCUGCGCAUUUGGACGACUUCUGGGAUCUCCACCGACGUCUGGGGGAGCGUUAUGAGUUGCUACUGAAAGAGCUUCGUCGCGCGAAGGUGGAUGGCUGUUCUGCGUUGACCAACAGUCAUGCAAACAGUCAGACUCCGUCUAGCCGUGUGCAAAUUCCAGACGAUGAUUUGCCUCUUUUAGAUCCUGCUGAAUCGAUGCCGGUUGGGAAGGCAGAACAUACGACCGCCAUCCGGUUGGACACGAUUGUUGAGGAGGCAGUGACUACACCGCAAAGUCAUGGAGACCCGCAGAACUACAUGUUGCGGCUCACCUCCGCUUUAGCGCAUUGCGGGGCUCCACCGCAGGUGAUGGAUGCAGUGGGGCCCCUGUUCCGUGAGCUUAUCGAGAAAAAUAGUCGUCUUCAGGCCCGCCUUGAGAGUUCUGAUUCAACGUCGUGUCUCGCCAUCAGCUGGCAGAGGAGCCUUCAAUGCCUGCCUGACUGCACCGAUGGGUGUGUGAAUGCUGCCAAGUAUUUCCACCACAUUCGAUGCCCGCACUAUAGAUCACGGAAGGUGAUUGAGUUGGGCGAGCAGCAGCAGGACUUGGGAAUGGCAUUGCAGUUUGGAGGCGAGUUGCCAGAAGUCCGGAGCUUUUGGGGGACGGAGGGCGAGUGGCAGCCUGGAGACAGCAUAGUGGCAUUGAACAAGAAACCGCUUUUCGGGAUGGCGCACGAGGAGAUUCAACGCUUGCUGCACAAAAGGCCUCUCACGGUCGAGGUGCUCAGGGCAAAAGCGUCAUCUUCAUCUUCUUCAAGUGCUUGAGUGUGGCUGCCUCGCCGUUGCCAUCUUGAUUCGAGAUGGUGGAACGUUUGACUUCUUGACUUGGGAAUGCAUGAGGGACUGAUUCAGAGAAUAGGUUUGAAGUCCAUUUCACUUGGGCUGUAGAAUUCUGGGCUUGGGUUGGUCCAGCUGGCUGGGGUUUCCGGCUUUGUACAUGGUCUGGAUGAGCAGAGACUCGCUGGCUCGCUGGGCUGUGGACGCAAAGCUAAAUUCAGCGUCGCGCUGGCGUGUGCAAGCCGCAAUCAAUUUGGUUGUGCUUAGAGACGCAGCCACCAUGUUGAACAAGUUCCAUAGCCGCUGGAGAGGUCAGCCGCUUAGUGGCCUUUCGUGACUCCCCAGCUAAAAGAAGAAAACGUGCUGAAGUUUUGCACUUGGAUUGAUUGACUUGGUAUUGCACCUUCAUGAUGCAUAUUUGGACGUGUUCUGACCAUUUGUUUUUUUCCGUUCCUAGCAUCAGAGCUUCCAGUGGCAGAUUGUUCACGACCUGGAUGUGGCAGGAGUGAUUUAGCUUCAGAUCUGGCAUGGCUUCAAGUGCAGGAGUCUUGGGCUUGAUGUAUCAGAUCGUUUGAAUUAGAUCGGUACAAAACUAUAAGCGGAUUAAUUGUUUUUUGUGCUCGGUCAUCUUAUUUAGACUUGACAGCUGAGCACCCCUAUGGUCGGUCAUCUUAUGUUUACGCGAUCUCCCGUCCAAAGGGUUGGUGAUUUGGCUGCCCUUCCCCAAAGUGCGUCGCGACCGAUUGUUGAGGUUCUUGAUCUCUUCGCGGAGGGUCUCAAUGCCUGGGUUACACCUCAUUUCUUACACAACAAUCUCACGUGCAGAUCACCACGGGCCAGCGGAAUUGAUUUGAUUCCAUUUCUGGUUCGGCCGAAUUAGUGUUUGGUGACUUCCGCUGUGGCAAGACGCAGUUGUGUUCUGAUGUCAGGUCACACCUUGUGGCUUGCCAGCUGCCAAUCAGCAAGGGAGGUGGUGAAAGCAAGGUUUUGUACAUCGACACUGAAGGCACCUUCCGACCUGAGCUUUUGGCAGAAAUUGCCCGCCGCUAUGGGCUGAGAGG